AUGGUAAACCUAGUGGGAGGUCACGGCCCGACUCUUCUGAUUGUUACUUGGGUGGAAUUCGCCAUUGCACUCUCCCUAUUGCUGGCACGGGUGUACACGACACUGCGAAUAACGCGGCGCACCCGGAUCGAUCUAUAUCUAACACUUUUCACCUUUGCCGUUGGCACCGAGAGUCUUAUCGCGUUAACCCUGAGCAUCCUCCACGGCCUCGGUCAAGAUUCGACAAUCCUGACACAAGAUCAGGCUGCUAUGGCCAUAAAAUGGAGUUGGGUGAACCAGUUGUCGGCUCUUUUCGCCAUCGCGAUGGGGAAGCUAGCCAUUGUUGCUUUUCUGCAGCAUCUCCAUGGCCCCGAGGACCGCUGGAAAGUAGCGAUACUAUGGAUAGUGGCAUUCAGUAAUCUUGUGAUCAAUGUUAUCAUUAUAAUUAUCGUGUUGACUCAGUGCCAACCGUUGAGCAAGCUAUGGGAUGACAGACAUCCUGGGACUUGUGAUUAUCUCCGCACUCAGAAUUGUGCUUUUUUCCAAGGGAGCUGGUCUGCUUUGUGCGAUCUUAUCCUUGCCUUAUACCCGGUCAGCUUUUUCUGGAACGUACAGCUCAGAUUACCAGUGAAGACUGGGCUCUGCAUAUUGAUGGGGUUGGGAGUGAUCGCAUGCAUUUGUUCCAUUGUUAAAACAACCUACCUCCGCGUGCUCUCCAAGACCGAAAAUGUAACGUACUACUUGUCUCAGCUCAUCACAUGGAAUGAAACGGAGAUGUGGGUUAUCCUUAUCGUCGGAUGCAUUCCUCCAAUCCGUCCUCUCCUGAUGAUUAUAUUCCACAAAAUCCUGACCAGCGCACGAUCGGCGACUGGGCGAUACAAUAAACAUAGCCGUGAUGGGACAGAAUUGCAGUCCUACUCCCGUCCGUCCAAACACAUGCCAAAAGCACCCAAGCCACAUCCCCACGGGACGGACCUGUUGGUGAGCACUGUCAAUGGGAAGGGAAGCGAGGAGAAUAUCCUGUCGGUCGAGGAUGGUACAAUCGUCAAGACAACCGAUAUCAGCUUAACAUACGAAGUGCCGGCGGGAUCGAGAGAGCAUGGGGAACCUUACGGGCAGGUACUUCCCCACGAAAGGAUAUGA
Molecule: messenger RNA, 1122 nt
Organism: Aspergillus pseudonomiae
Lineage: Eukaryota; Fungi; Ascomycota; Eurotiomycetes; Eurotiales; Aspergillaceae
Exons: 6
Coding region: 1-1122 (373 amino acids)
Source: RefSeq, a predicted model, not a curated record